AUGAUCCAGACUUCUGAGUUGGGCCCAGUCCACUGGGCCACGCAGAAGACAAACCUGGGGGCCCGGGGACCGGCGAGCCAGGCGAUGCAGAGAGCACUGAAGCAUCGGCCGGACGUGAAAGAACUUUACCAGGUACUACUUGAUUCGGAAAAAACAGCUUUUCGUGCUGCCUGGACAUGCUCGAGAGAUUUCGCCUUCACGUCCUCGAAAAGGACGACAUCUAAUGUUUUCCGAAAGAGGAAGGAAGACGUUGGGGUUUUCAAAACCCAACUCCAGUUGGAGGCCAUCUUGGGAGGCAGCCACCAGCCGGAAGCUGUGAUGCAGGCGAAGAACUACAUGAGUAUGUGUCUGCGAAACGAUCUGAAGGAGUAUUGCUACAUGUUCAACGACUGGCUGAAAGCCCCCACCUACCUCUGGGUGGAGUCCCUGGUGUCUUCGAUGUCGGAGACCACCUGGAAAAAUGAAGUCACUGUGGAGGUGCAGGACGAGCCGAUCGUUGGAUCUUGGGCUUACAAGGCCCAAUUCUGCAAAGCUGCGAGAUGCUAUGCGGUCGAGAAGGGCCUGUAUGCCAAGGAUGUAACAAGAGAAAUGAUCGAGGCGACCGACCUGGGGGUUCGGGGAUAUGCUGAACUCUACGCUUCGACGCCGGCCGCCUUGCCGCAGCCGGGCGGAGAUGGAUCCGCCAGCAAGACCGCCCCGAAGCCAGGAGGACCGAUUCCGACGCCAUCGCCGGCACCGGCACCUAAAGCAAAGGGCAAACCGGGCAAGACGGAGAAGGCUACUUUGGAGGCUAUGGGCGGCCAAGGCAAGGUUGAGGGUAAUGAUGAAACCGGUCAGCCGGAGACUAAGAAGCCUAGGAAGGGUGGUGCUGGUGGCAAUGUCACUAGCAAGAAAGAACGGGAACUCAAAGAGUUCUUGGCCUUGGAAGCUCAGAGUGACAAUUGCAUGACGGCGAUUGCAGCUGAUAUGAGUGCCAACCCGGCUGCCUGGAGCUGGGCAAAGGACUUUGUACAGCAGUAUAAGUCCCUUAGGACAGAGAUCGUGCAGUUGUAUGCAGACACUGAGUUCUUCAAGGAAGCCAAGAUUGGUGGUGCCUUCACUGUAGAUGCCGAGCAGGAGCCAGAAGAUGCUGGGUAUCGUGAGGCAAAGGCACAGAGGACAUUGGCUUGCCACCAGAGAACGCACCGCGACACGCCACCGAGCAUCUUCGGCUCCCAGGCUGGCUUGCCGAAGGAACGUAUCAUCCCUGUUGCUGUUUACUUUGACGGAGUACAGUACACUAAGAAUGAGAACUUCCUUGGUUUUUACGUUACAAAUCUUCGGACAAAGCGCCAACAGCUCGUCUGGCUGCUCAGACUCUCAGAGCUUUGCUCAUGUGGGUGCCGGGGGUGGUGCUCCGUGUUUCCUUUGCUGGACCACUUUCGGCGAGAUAUGUGUGCCCCUCACAAGGACCUCCGUUCUUGCAUCAUCGACUAUAAAGCAGAUUGGCCUGCCUACAUCGAACUGUGCGGAUUCCGCACAUGGUCGCACAACAAGCACCCGUGUCCACUUUGCACCGUGAACCAAACGAAUAUGCGGGCUCUCGGGACGAUGACUCUUCACAGCUGCCCGCACAGUCUUUUCGACCAGACGGCCUACGAGGAGCUCGUCGCUGCGACCUUUCGAGAGAUCUUCGUGCCGGACGAGGACACGAAACUGCGGAUCAACGCACAACUUCGCUACCGGAGGCCUGGUCGAGGCAGAUGCUUGAAGCAGAACUUUCCUCUUCUGGGUCUCCGAAAGGGCUGGCGGCUUGAGCCGAGCUCUUCCUUGCCAGAUGUCCACGACUUCGCGAAGCAACGCUGCCCGUUCUCUUGUGUUUUCUACACUGGAGGGAAAGAUGGGAGAGUUCUUCAUUUGUCGCCUUUCCUGCAGAUCCCUGGGGUCACGAUGAACACCUGGUGUGUGGAUGUUUUGCACACAUGGCAUUACGGACCUAUGUCCACAUUCAUCGCACAUUCCUUGAGGCAUCUGCUCCGAUCGCCAGUCUACCGGCCGUCGGCAUCUGACCUGGACAAGGAAGAGGCCGACAAACUCGCUUUGUUGACUCUUCGUGCUGAGCUGUGGAGCUACUACAAACGUCGCCGGGAAAAUGACGAAGACGGCAUGUGGCGGAAGAAAGGCACAGAGGUCUGGAACUUGUCCUUGACCAUGCUGGCAGGCAAAUAUCUCAAAGCCAAGGCUGCUGAGACUCACGGGUUGUUGGGUUUCGUGGUCGGCAGGCUUGAGAAGCACGCACAUGUUCUAUUGUCUGCAGAGCAUGCCAACACGUGCGACUUCCUUUUGCGAGCGGGAAGAGCAGCAAUGGACUUCGAUGCUGUGAUGGCCAAUGGCCCGAGGGCGAUCGAUGAAAGGUUUUGCGGCAUGCUUUUCGAUCACUAUAACCGGUUCAUCUGCUUGUGUGAGAGGGCCGGGGUCGCUCUCUUGCCAAAGUGUCACAUGAUGUAUCACAUGAUUCAACGGGCGGUCCAGAAGGGAAAUCCAAGGAUGUAUUCCACAUACAUCGACGAAUCCUUGAACGGGCUCAUCGCCCAGAUCUGCAGGUCGGUGCAUCGACGUGGCUGGGCUCUGGAAGUGUACAGAAAACUUGCGAUGAUGGAAUGCUUCCAGCAGGAGGCCAACGACCGGUGA
Molecule: messenger RNA, 2670 nt
Organism: Symbiodinium sp. CCMP2592
Lineage: Eukaryota; Dinophyceae; Suessiales; Symbiodiniaceae
Source: the annotation of a GenBank genome assembly